Scomber scombrus (Atlantic mackerel) is the source of this 810-nucleotide messenger RNA. Its product is annotated as GTPase IMAP family member 9-like. Gene Ontology annotation, molecular function: GTP binding. The coding region runs from base 1 to 810 and encodes 269 amino acids. NCBI's taxonomy places the organism in Eukaryota, Metazoa, Chordata, Actinopteri, Scombriformes, Scombridae. The record is from RefSeq and is a predicted model, not a curated record. The transcript has a single exon.
AUGUUGCUGUAUUUUCUCUCAGCAGGGUCUGAGAAGCAGCAGAAGAAGAAGAAGAAGAAGAAGAAGAGUGACGAAGUACGCAUCAUACUGGUCGGCAAGACAGGUGCAGGGAAGAGCGCAGCAGGAAACACCAUCAUAGGAAGAGAGGAGUUUGAGUCAGAACUCUCUUCUGCUUCAUGGACAUUUCAAUGCAAGAAAGCUGAGGUAGAGGUCAGAGGCCGAAACGUUGCCGUCAUCGACACUCCAGGUCUGUUUGACACCAAUGAUACCCAAGAAGAAGUGUUGAAAAAGAUAAAGAUGUGUAUUAAUCUGUCUGCUCCUGGUCCUCACAUCUUCCUGGUGGUUCUCAAACUGGGUAGGUUCACCAAGGAGGAGGAAGACACUGUGAGAAUGAUUCAAAGCAUUUUUGGCAAAGACGCAGCUAAAUACUCGAUAGUUUUGUUCACACACGGAGACAAACUUAAGAGACAAACUAUCGAGGACUUUAUCGAAAAGAGUGACAAACUCAAAGAAUUCAUUCAGUCUUUCAGCGGGCAAUAUCACGUCUUCAACAACCAAGUGAGGGAUCAGGAACAGACCCAUAGGCUCCUGGAGAAAAUUGACGAAAUUACUCUUGAGAAUGGAGGGAAGCAUUACACCGUAAAGAUGUUCAGAAGAGCAAAGAAGGCCUCAAAGAAGGAGGAACGAAGACUUUCAAAGGAGAUGGAGGCAGAAGAGAAGCGAAGGAGGAGAGACCUGAGGGCUGAAGUUGAAAGAGAAAUGGGAGGGCCAAUGCCAUAUGACAGAGACAGUAAAUGUGUUCUGCAGUAG